GAGUCCUUUGGACGGUAAAAUGGCGCCUGUCAGAGUGGGAAACCCAGCUGCAGAGGCUGCAGCCCCGGUCCCCAGCGGCUAAAGGACCCCCGAGCUCGGGGAGGGGGAGGCCGCUCCGGCCCAGCGCUCUGCGCCCUCCGGCUCCCCCUCCCCCUCCUUCCCUGCUCCUUCGCUCUGCAGGUCUCGGAGGACCCCAUCCUAGCCCUACCUGUCUCGGCCCGCAACCUCCCCGAAGCCGUCGGUGCCACUCCCAGCCCAUGUGGGCCCCCGCGGGCUGCCCACGCCUGUCCCCCAGCUCCCCGUUCCGCUGGGCUUUACCCUCGCCAGGGGUGGCUUUCUGAGCCGCCCGCUCCGUGCCCCUCUCUGCAGCCUCUCCUGCCACUCGGGGCCCCCGUUCCCCCUCCCGGCGGCGGGGGGCUGCCCCCGGGGGGCUGGCGGAGCUGGGCCGCGGGGGCCCCGGGGCCGGCGGUGCCGGGGUCAUCGGGAUGAUGCGGACGCAGUGUCUGCUGGGGCUGCGCACGUUCGUGGCCUUCGCCGCCAAGCUCUGGAGCUUCUUCAUUUACCUUCUGCGGAGGCAGAUCCGCACGGUAAUUCAGUACCAAACUGUUCGAUAUGAUAUCCUCCCCUUAUCUCCUGUGUCCCGGAAUCGGCUAGCCCAGGUGAAGAGGAAGAUCCUGGUGCUGGAUCUGGAUGAGACACUUAUUCACUCCCACCAUGAUGGGGUCCUGAGGCCCACAGUCCGGCCUGGUACGCCUCCUGACUUCAUCCUCAAGGUGGUAAUAGACAAACAUCCUGUCCGGUUUUUUGUACAUAAGAGGCCCCAUGUGGAUUUCUUCCUGGAAGUGGUGAGCCAGUGGUACGAGCUGGUGGUGUUUACAGCAAGCAUGGAGAUCUAUGGCUCUGCUGUGGCAGAUAAACUGGACAAUAGCAGAAGCAUUCUUAAGAGGAGAUAUUACAGACAGCACUGCACUUUGGAGUUGGGCAGCUACAUCAAGGACCUCUCUGUGGUCCACAGUGACCUCUCCAGCAUUGUGAUCCUGGAUAACUCCCCAGGGGCUUACAGGAGCCAUCCAG
Messenger RNA from Homo sapiens (human), 1074 nucleotides. RefSeq names its product CTD nuclear envelope phosphatase 1 (gene CTDNEP1). The record is from RefSeq and is marked validated. NCBI's taxonomy places the organism in Eukaryota, Metazoa, Chordata, Mammalia, Primates, Hominidae. Gene Ontology annotation, molecular function: protein serine/threonine phosphatase activity; phosphatase activity. Gene Ontology annotation, cellular component: nuclear membrane; cytoplasm; nucleus.